CAUCCUUCGGUUAAUAUUUUAUAUGUUUCUUUUUCCUUUUUCUAAAAUACCUCGAUUGUCCAGUAAGAUUCAUUUCAGGAUACCUUCUCGUAGGAUAUAGACUUGAGCAGUCAAUGUACUCAUCUAUAAAAUUAAGCUCAGUGUCUUAUUAUUAGCAGCUUACCUCUCCACAGAAAUCUAAUUCAAAAAGUAUCUGCCGAUGAGGAGUCUUAUAUUUCUCGCAAUUUUAUCUCUCUUGGCUUUAACCUUUCCCGUAUCCAUUGCUUCUGAACCAAGCCCCGUUCAAGACUUUUGUGUCGGCGUAAACACCCCAUCCGAUGGUGUGUUUGUUAACGGAAAGUUUUGCAAAGACCCAAAGCUCGCCACAGUAGACGACUUUUUUUUCACAGGGCUUGACAGGCAAAGAAUCGCAACUAAUGCGGUCGGAACAAAUGUGACACCUGUCUUUGCUGAUAACCUUCCUGGGCUCAACACCCUUGGAAUAGCAUUUGCUCGUGUAGAUUAUGCACCAAACGGGCUGAUCCCACCUCAUACCCAUCCACGUGCUAGCGAGUUCUUGAUUGUCCAAGAAGGAUCGCUUUACGCGGGGUUUGUCUCGUCAGAUCAAGACGGAAAUCGUCUAUUCUCCAAAAUACUCAACAAGGGUGAUCUAAUUGUGUUUCCAGUAGGACUCAUCCAUUUCCAUGUCAAUGUGGGACGAGGCCCAGCAGUUGCAUUCACUGCUUUUAAUAGCCAAAACCCAGGUCUCAUCACUAUUGCUAAAACCGUGUUUGGGUCUAACCCGCGGAUAAACCCAAAUGCUCUUGCAAAAGCAUUCCAGUUGGAUCCUAGGAUUGUCAUGAGCCUACAGACCAAAUUCUGAUCAUGGAAUGAAAAAUAUUGAGCUUUUAACUGCUUUCGCUUUCUUUCCGUUGUCUGAAUAAGGAUCAUGUAUUCCAUCACUGCAUCAAUGAAGUGACAUAAAGUCAUAAUGUAAUGCUUACAAAACUA
This is a messenger RNA of Brassica oleracea var. oleracea, 990 nucleotides long. Its product is annotated as germin-like protein subfamily 1 member 11. Bases 200 to 862 code for a protein of 220 amino acids. Gene Ontology annotation, cellular component: cell wall. The record is from RefSeq and is a predicted model, not a curated record. The transcript is spliced from 2 exons. Lineage: Eukaryota; Viridiplantae; Streptophyta; Magnoliopsida; Brassicales; Brassicaceae. Gene Ontology annotation, molecular function: manganese ion binding.